AUGGCAGCGGCCGACCCUCAGGACUUUGGUCUGGAGCUCGACGACCUGCCCGAAAUGGAGAAUCACGAGGACGUGCCAGAUGGUCCAGGACCUCGGAAAGGCCCGGGAGAGAUGUGGACAGUGGCUUUAUGUGCCGGCGGGACAGCCUACGACACCUGUGCGUCGACCAACACCUCCGAACUUCAGCUUUUACUCGCCCCCCGGCCCUUCACGCUGAACUCCAUGGUGCUGACCAGAGGGCGGUCGGAGAGCUCGGCGGAGGCUUUGCUUCACAUCGAGGUGGGCCUCCGAGCGCACGAUCUCGGCAGUCGCGGUGCUGGCCAAGGCGUGGUCGUCGCUGAACAGGACAGCCAUGUCCGCCUGGCGGAGAUGGACACAGAGGAGGAAGUAGGAGAUGGCUGCCGCAACCGUUGCCGCACUCCCGUCCCGUCGUCUUCAAGCGGACCAAAACCACCACCACGAAGCGGCGACCUCAACAUCAACCAGAGGACCCAGACGGUCGUGAUCCAGCCUCACCUGCAGCAGACCAUCAUUCAGAACACGGCCCGGCGGGGUGCCGAGGACACCCCGCGCUUCUUCGAUGCCGAGAACCGCGCGCAGCUUUGA
Molecule: messenger RNA, 606 nt
Organism: Symbiodinium sp. CCMP2592
Lineage: Eukaryota; Dinophyceae; Suessiales; Symbiodiniaceae
Source: the annotation of a GenBank genome assembly